Labeo rohita (rohu) is the source of this 1432-nucleotide messenger RNA. It is a transcript of the gene he2, whose product is annotated as high choriolytic enzyme 2-like 1. The record is from RefSeq and is a predicted model, not a curated record. NCBI's taxonomy places the organism in Eukaryota, Metazoa, Chordata, Actinopteri, Cypriniformes, Cyprinidae. Gene Ontology annotation, biological process: proteolysis. Gene Ontology annotation, molecular function: metalloendopeptidase activity; zinc ion binding. The transcript has 9 exons. Bases 48 to 881 code for a protein of 277 amino acids.
CUGAUUCCAUCCAGAACACCGGGACGCACACAUACGUGACUGCCAAGAUGCUUUAUAUGGGUAUUUUUGUAGGACUGGUGUUAGAGUCCUGGUCUUUACCUGUGCAGAACUCCUCACUGGUUCAUCAGACAAAGUUAAGGUCGAAGAGAGACUAUUCAGAGCAGUAUGUGAAACCAGAGGACAUGAAUGCCAUGGACAGGAUCCUUAGAGUUAAUCAACUGUCCCGAGGCUUUCCAUUGAGAGAGGGUGAUAUUCUGAGCUCAGGAUCCCGCAGUGCCAUUGCAUGUUUAGGGGAUUCUUGCCGCUGGCCCAGAUCUGUUGAUGGGUUUGUGUACGUACCGUACAUCAUCUCCCCACUAUAUGAUGAUAUGGACAGAAUCGCCAUAGAAACAGGAAUGUUGGACAUUUCCUCCGGAACAUGUGUGAAGUUUGUGCCUCGCACACAUGAAGCAAACUUCCUUAAUAUCCAGUCUAGAACCGGCUGUUGGUCAUAUCUAGGAAUGAUAGGAGGCAGUCAGAUCGUGUCUUUGCAGUCUCCAGGCUGUAUGUGGUCAGGAGUGGCAGCUCAUGAGCUAAUGCACGCUCUGGGAUUUGUACACGAACAGUCCCGCUCUGAUCGUGACCACCACGUCUCCAUCCUGUGGGAAAACAUCAUAGACAGUCAAAGGCACAACUUUAAGAAGUAUGAGACAAACAACCUCAAUACUGGAUAUGACUAUAGUUCUGUCAUGCACUAUGGGAGGUAUGCAUUCUCAGAGGAUGGGGGACCCACCAUCAUUCCUAAACCAGACCCGUACAUUCCCAUUGGUCAGCGAGAUGGACCAAGUGCUACAGACAUUCACAAAAUAAAUAUAUUGUAUAACUGUGGUGGCCUUGUGUGAAACAACAAACUUAUGAAAUGGACCCAACAUAAAACUGGACAACAGACACCUGACAUUUAUCUUUCCUUCUCAUUCUAUGAUGCUUAAGAUGUCAUAUGUUGUAUCCAUGAAGUAAAAAAUUUAAUUUUUAAAUGUACUGAAUACAUAUGUGUGUACACAUUAAUCAUCAUUAUUUAAAAACAAUUUUUGAAGUAUAUUUUUAUGGUAAAAUAGCUCAUUCAGAAAUUUUAUUAGGUUUUUGUGGAAUCAAAAACCAACCAAAUAACAUUUUGAAGCUGAUCUAAUUUUGCCAUAUACAUUGAAAAUAUUUCAUGUAGGGUUGACUUUGAAACAAUGUUUACUCGUUAGUAAAUUAUAACAAAUAAUUACCAAGAAAUGGCAAGUAAUACACUGAACUGAAUGUGAAGGUUUCAAGUGGAAAGACUGAAAUUGUAUUUUCUUGUAAAACAUACUCCAGUAAACAUAUGGCAGGAAGCCUCUCAUAUAACUCUGAAUUUCAGUUCAGAAAUAAAAAAAACUUGUUUAUCAUAACAGAAGUAUGUUCAGGUCAU